Messenger RNA from Pieris macdunnoughi, 261 nucleotides. The record is from the annotation of a GenBank genome assembly. NCBI's taxonomy places the organism in Eukaryota, Metazoa, Arthropoda, Insecta, Lepidoptera, Pieridae.
AUGCUCCAGAAAUUUUUGGAAAUCGAGAACGAACCAAAUACAAUAGAAAAGAGACUAUCAAAAGAAGAGGAAUAUUGUGAAAUUUUUUAUGAAAGUACAACUAUAAGAGAUGAAGAAGGAAGAUGCGUGGUUAAACUAUCAUUUAUGACUGGAAAUCCACAGUUUAGGCAAGGAAAUCUUAAAGAAAUUGCUGCUAAGAGGUUUGAAAUAUUAGAAAAAAAAUUUAUCACGAAACCAGAAACUAAAAGAAGAAUACCAUAA